Molecule: messenger RNA, 1865 nt
Organism: Danio aesculapii
Lineage: Eukaryota; Metazoa; Chordata; Actinopteri; Cypriniformes; Danionidae
Gene: mogat3b
Product: monoacylglycerol O-acyltransferase 3b
Exons: 8
Coding region: 441-1451 (336 amino acids)
Biological process (GO): triglyceride biosynthetic process
Cellular component (GO): endoplasmic reticulum membrane
Molecular function (GO): diacylglycerol O-acyltransferase activity
Source: RefSeq, a predicted model, not a curated record
GCUCCACCCUCAUACAGACGUAACACAGGCGAGGAGCAUACAUUCACCUAAACUCAAAUGGAUAUUAAAUGAUAUUUCUCGACUUUACGACAUAUUCUAGCGCAAGUAGGUGUUCGCGGCGUCUUCUAGUCACCUUGUCGUGACAGCAAAGACUCGAAUUGUUUCUCCAUUAUUAACAAAUGAUUCACGCUAAAGCAAAGGGUCGUUUACACGGGUUUCAGUCAUGCGGACGCGGAGUCAAAAGUGGCUGGAGGUAAACCUCAGAUAGCCAGUCCAAAAACUGCACACAUACAUUUGCAAUGACGCGAUUAGACAACGAAUCGUUAUCUGUUUGACCAAUUGAACCGAUCAAAGUGCGAGCAAGAGAAACACAAGACUUCGGUCAGUGAAGUGAGGAAGAGGAUUCGUUUGCCACGGGAUCACUAAACUUGGCCACUUUAAUGGGAACAGAUAACGUUUCAGAGGUAAAGGAGAAGGGGGGAAGGUCACCAUGGAAGGAUUUAAUCGAGGAUAUAAGUGUUUUACAAUUAGUGUUGUCAUUUCUUUUUUUAGGAGUGGCUUGUCUACUGUUGAUGAUCUACCUGAUGUUCACCUCUCUGUGGAUUUUCCCCACACUGUACUUCACCUGGCAGAUCUAUGAUUGGUACACACCUGAGAGAGGUGGCAGAAGAACAAAGUUUGUGAGAGGCUGGGAAGUAUGGAAACACUUGCGAGACUAUUUUCCAGUGAAGCUGGUAAAGACUGCUGAAUUAAAUCCCAAUAAAAACUAUAUUAUGGGUUGUCACCCCCACGGCAUCAUGUGUUUUGGAGCCUUCUCCUGCUUCAGCACAGACCGCAAUGAAUUUGCGGAAACCUUUCCUGGAAUACGGUCCACUCUGGCAAUCUUAGCUGGACUUUUCCGCCUUCCUCUCUUCAGGGAUUACAUUUUAGCUGCAGGAUUGCUGCCUGUCAGUAAGGCGAGUUUGGAUUAUUUGCUGAGCCAAACUGGUGUGGGUAACGCUGUGGUCAUCAUCAUUGGUGGAGCAGAGGAAUCACUGACCUCCUCUACAGGAGUAAACACUGUGGUCAUAAAACACAGGAAAGGCUUUGUACGACUGGCUCUUGAACACGGGGCAGACCUGGUUCCUGUGUACUCUUUCGGAGAGAACGAGCUGUUCCCGCAGGUGGUUCUGUCUGAGGGCAGUGUGGGUCGACGGCUGCAGGUUCUUUUUAAGCAGAUUAUGGGUUUUGCUCCAUGUAUCUUCACAGGAGGCCGGUGGCUGCUUCUGCCGUACAAACUUCCAGUCACCACUGUGGUGGGCUGCCCCAUAAACGUCCCUCUGGUGAAAAUCCCAACUCAAGAACAGGUGGAUCAUUACCAUGGUUUAUACAUGGCGUCUCUGGCUGAUCUUUUCCACAAGCAUAAGACUAGCUACGGACUGGCCGACACACACGAGCUGCACUUCAUUUAGCAGCGCUGGAAAGCACAAAGCCAUUUAAACAACUGACUGGAAAAUAAUGUGGGGCUGAUGUAAGACAAGGACAAUGCACUUAUUUCUGUACUGUUCCGUGUGAAUGUUUUCACUUCUUUGUUCUCUGAAAUUAUUCAAAGCACAAAAUGAAGCAAAUGAAUAUGGAGAUCGUAUGAAGAAGGGCAUUUGUCUGUAACAAAAACACUCAUCCUUGAGGAAAGCAAAAGAUUUGCUUACGGUUAUCUCAGCUUUGUUCUGUAAAUUUGCACUGAAAAUUUAAAACAUGUUAGUGUUUAUUAUGAAGACUUUUGGAGAAAAUCAUUUUUAAAAAUUUAUUUUAAUAUGAAUGAUUUAUAUAUGUAUUUUGUUAUGUCGGUUCGUGUGAAAGAUUAUAAAAGCAGCACAUUUUUACAA